UGGCCAGCGUCCCGGUGCGCACGGACGUGGCUCGAGUUUCCUCGGCUCCGGGCUCCCGCUCGCUCGCUUUCCCCUUCUCUCUCUCUCUCUCUCUCGCUCGCUCGCUCCUCCUUCUCUCCCGGUCUCCAGCUCCAGCUCCACCCGGCCGGCCCCGCACGGCUCCCGGGUAAGCCAUGGAGGACGUCACGCUCCAUAUCGUCGAGCGGCCGUUUUCCGGGUUCCCCGAUGCCACCGCCGAAGACACGGAGGAGACCACGGCUGGAGGGGCUCCGGCCACCCAGGAGCCGUCGGGGACCGGCUCCGAAGAGUUGAUCAAGUCGGACCAGGUGAACGGGGUGCUGGUGCUGAGUCUCCUGGAUAAGAUCAUCGGGGCGGUGGACCAGAUCCAGCUGACCCAAGCCCAGCUGGAGGAGCGGCAGGCGGAGAUGGAGGGCGCCGUGCAGAGCAUCCAGGGCGAGCUGAGCAAGCUGGGCAAGGCGCAUGCCACCACCAGCAACACGGUGAGCAAGUUGCUGGAGAAGGUGCGCAAGGUCAGCGUGAACGUGAAGACCGUGCGCGGGAGCCUGGAGCGCCAGGCCGGCCAGAUUAAGAAGCUCGAGGUCAACGAGGCCGAGCUGCUGCGGCGCCGCAACUUCAAAGUCAUGAUCUAUCAGGACGACGUGAAGCUCCCGGCUAAGCUGAGCGUGGGCAAGUCUCUGAAGGAGUCGGAGGCGCAGCCGGAGAAGGAGGGCGACGAGCUGGGCGAGGGCGAGCGUCCCGAGGACGAGGACGCGGCGGCGGCGGCGGCGCUGGAGCUGUCGUCGGACGAGGCGGUGGAGGUGGAGGAGGUGAUCGAGGAGUCGCGCGCAGAGCGCAUCAAGCGCAGCGGCCUGCGGCGCGUGGACGACUUCAAGAAGGCCUUCUCCAAGGAGAAGAUGGAGAAGACGCGGGUGCGCACGCGCGAGAACCUGGAGAAGACCCGCCUCAAGACCAAGGAGAACCUGGAGAAGACGCGGCACACGCUGGAGAAGCGCAUGAACAAGCUGGGCACGCGCCUCGUGCCCGCCGAGCGGCGCGAGAAGCUCAAGACGUCGCGCGACAAGCUGCGCAAGUCCUUCACGCCCGACCACGUGGUGUACGCGCGCUCCAAGACCGCCGUGUACAAGGUGCCGCCCUUCACCUUCCACGUCAAGAAGAUCCGCGAGGGCCAGGUGGAGGUGCUCAAGGCCACCGAGAUGGUGGAGGUGGGCCCCGACGACGGCGACGACGACGACGACGACGACCGCGUGGGCGCCCGGCGCGGGGGCGCGGGCGAGGCCACCGACCUGCUGCGAGCCAGCAGCCCCGACGUGCACACGCUGCUGGAGAUCACCGAAGAGUCCGACGCCGUGCUCGUGGACAAGAGCGACAGCGACUGAGCAGGGUCCCCCGCCCCGCCCCUCCCCUCCCGCCCAACCGAGGGGCUCUGCCCUGGAGGCUGGCACCUUGGCCCUGCCACGCCCUGCACCCACCACCCCUUUUUCUUCUUGCAAACUUUUCUCUUUUGCACUCUUCUUCCUCAGCCCCAGCCUGGCUGAGCUUUGUGGGGUUGUUGUUUUUUUUUUUGUAAGUUGAACACACUUGCCCUUCCCAGAGCACUCCUCCCCCAAAGCUACAGCUGUUAGACGGCAGGAGCCAGCCACCACCACCACCACCACCACCACCACAACCCCUCUCCCCAUGGACGGCUUUAAUUUGGACACAGUCUCUGGGGGGAUGGAAGGAGCGAUCCAUAUACUGACCGUCCAAGUCCAGCAUCCUCUUGAGGCCUCCCCCCCAUACACCCGUCACUCCGCCCCGUGCACACCCAGCUGCGUCAUUCCUGCUCGCCGAGCUCUGCCCCUGGAAAACUCCAAAGCUAAACUUCCUGCAAAAGGAAAGAAUGAACGAAUCCUGGAAGGGGUUAUUUGCAGGCGUGUUGGGAGGGGGGGAUUAUACAGGCUUGUAAUUCCAUCUACUUGGGAGGCUGAGGCAGGAGCAUCACAAGUUUUUAAGGCAUGCCUGGGCUCACAAGAGUGAGUUCAAGGUUAGUAACUCAGAACCCGUCUUCAAAAUUAGAAAUAGAGACAGGGCUGGGUUGUAGCUCAGUAGUAGACCGCUUGCCCAGGCAAAGCCCUAGUUUCAAUCCCCAGUACCAUAAACAAGAAAAACAGGAAAAAACAAACAAAUAGAAGACCCCUGCCCACGUAGGAAGGUUCCUACUAGCAAGCUGGAGGGUCUUUGGGGAGACUAGGCGGUGGAAGGUGGAUGCAGAGUGAGCCUUGACCCUGGAUGUGGAUCUGCAAAGGGUCGCACCAGGGACAGCCGAUGGCAAGCAGGACCUGGGGAAGGACAAGUGGGAACACGCGUGGAGGGAGGCGCACACUUAUGAGUACAUGGCUUUAAGAAGGAGAAUGGGAAAGUAGAAAGCAAAAAUGGAUGAAGAAACAAGUUCUAUUCAUUAGCACCAUGAAGAAACUCAGGGCAACCCCCCCCAUCUUACUGGCCCUCCCGGGGGUGGGGGACAGUAGGACCAUUUUCAGAAGAGAGAAGGGAGGGCAGUGUGAGAAAGCAAUGAUCCAAAGAAAGGAGAGGGGUUAGCCUUUCCAUAUCUACCCUCAGCUGGGGAUCUGGGCGCUGCUCCCCUGGGGAACCCUGGUUUUUAAUACCUAGAGUAUUAAGGAGCCAGGCGUGGUGGUGCACGCCUUUAAUCCCAGCACUCAGGAAGCAGAGGUAGGAGGAUCGACGUGGGUUCGAGGCCAGCUUGAGACUACAUAGUGAAUUCCAGGCCAGCCUGGGCUAGAGCGAGACCCUAACUACCCACACGCAUGCACGCGCAAAGAUUCCAGAAGGGGGCAGCAGCAAGCUGCAGAGAACUGGGAGUUAGGAGGGAGGUGGGCUGGAGAGAGCAAGGUGCCAAAGGAGCAGACCCCAGGAAGGGAGGUGGGGACCGUGGGAAGGAUAACUGGCCGCCUCUUAACUGCGUCCCUCGCGCAACCUUCUACUGCAGAUCCUUCCCCAGAACUAGUAUAAAGCUACGGGGCUUGCCUGCUCCUCGCUGAGUUCCUUGCGACUCUGGGGGUGCUUUUGCUGAAAACUUGGGGAGAUACUGCUUCCUGUCUGAGGCCGGAUUUCUGUAGUCUACCGACUAGGUUCUCCUCAGGACACUUCAAUCUCCCUGCUUCUCCUGUUAAAGGCUUUUAGGCAACAAGGACGCCUGCCCGCACCACCAUCACCAGUUCACACCCCGCCCCAGGGAUGGUUGGAGGGUGCCACCUCCUCACCGUCUCACCCCAGUCCCCCACGUAUCUUCCCUGCUCCGCUUUUUAGGAUUACAGCUUGUUGGUUUUUCUUUUCUUGGAGGGGGAGGGGGGAAUCUGGGGACACAAACCUUUUAUACAACAUAAAACUCUGCUUUAAAAAAAAUUUUUUUCUUCCUUUUCUUGGUUCCCUUCGCUCCUCUGUAUGGUUGGAGGCACAUCAGCUGAGGGAGGAUGAGGAAGGUGAGGCUGGAAAAGGUCCCUUGGGGCUGGUGGGCUGAAGGGGCCCCAGUUGGGAGUACAUGCAGUUUCCUGUGGGCUCUGGGGAGCCCCUCACGUUGCUGUGUCCUGGUGAGCAGCCCGACCAAUAAACCGGCUUUUCUAAAAGAA
Molecule: messenger RNA, 3647 nt
Organism: Jaculus jaculus (lesser Egyptian jerboa)
Lineage: Eukaryota; Metazoa; Chordata; Mammalia; Rodentia; Dipodidae
Gene: Cavin1
Product: caveolae associated protein 1
Exons: 2
Coding region: 174-1397 (407 amino acids)
Biological process (GO): termination of RNA polymerase I transcription; transcription initiation at RNA polymerase I promoter
Cellular component (GO): cytoplasm; caveola
Molecular function (GO): rRNA primary transcript binding
Source: RefSeq, a predicted model, not a curated record